ACUUUGAAAAAUUACAUGAAAGAGUUUCAGACAUUUGAUUUUCCUUUCAAGCAGAGAGAAUAUUCUGAAGAUGGAUUCUGCAGAGAAACAGGCAUUACAUAACUUGAGGAAUGAUUUGCAGAGCCACAUGGUUAUAACAGAUCGCAUUCUUAGGCACUUACUGCAACAUAAUAAGAUCAACAAAACUGAAAAACAUGACUUGUCAAUUCAUGGGGCAUCCUCACAAAAGAUCAAGAAGCUCAUACAGAUCUUACAACACCGAGAACAGCCACUUCAGGUUAUGACAGAUGCCCUCUUGUUAGAGACACGAAACAUUUUUAUUGUUAAAAAACUAAAUAAGAAAGUGCGAUAUUAUCGCUCGAGGCAAGAGCAGGAAGAAAACAAAAUAAAGAACAGUAAUUGUAAUCAACUUCACCCAAUCAGUGAAAUUCUGUUUAAGAGGGGAUACGCUGUUCUCUAUGGUACAUGUCACAAGCAGCAAUAUCCAAAAGGACACCAAAAACUAGUGGAAGGAAUGAACGUCUUCAUGAAAACAAUUGAGGACUGUAGGGACACUUUUACUGGCUGUGAAACCCGACAUUUCCAGGAUAUUGUUAAAGAUUACUGUGACAAAAAGGAAAAAGAAAUCAAAGAUGCCAAAGCCUUAUGUGCCAAAUUAGUCAAAGCUAAAAACGGUGAACUUGAUGAGAAAGCUGAAGAAAUGAGUUACCUGAAGGAAGAAGUGGAAAAGCUCAGGAGGGAAAACGAAAAAAUACGCAAAAAUAUGGACCAAGAAAUUCGUGAAAAAGUUCGAGAAGGGGUUCGUCAGAGUUUGCUGUCCAUGCCUAUGCUAAGUUCAUGUUUGGGUUUAAGGACUAUGGACAGGGCACGAGAGCACUCUGAAUCUUCUGACUUUUCAGGGAAUAGUGACACGGGGUCCUCUUCUAACUCGGACCCCCAGGAAGAUAGCGAGGAGGAAGAAGGAUUUAAUACUGAGACCACGGACACUUACAGUGAGGCUGGCCAAUCAGCAACAAGAAUCACCCACAAUUACAACAUAUACAACAAUUACAUGUAUAGUGAAGCUAGGCUUUAUCAGAGCUAAACAAUCAAAUCCUACAAAACAAGCGAAUGUAAAUAUUUUAUUGUUACUUUUAUUUAAUUAUUAUUAUAUUUUACAACAGGUUAUUAAAUUACAUUUACGUAAAUAAUCAAAAUAUUUUUACAACUUUUUUAAAAAAAAAUUUCAUAUAUUAAUUUUUAUAAUUGCAAACUGUGCCAAGUUAUAUAGUCUUCAUUUAAUUAAAUAUUUUAAUUAUGAAUAAGAGGAGCUUAUAAUGCAUUACAAAAACUGCAUUAAUUUUCAUAGAUGAUUAAAACCCGCAUGCGUGUGUCUGUAUAUAAUUGGAAUGACUUGUAUUGAUGCCAGAUUAUUAAGCAGAGAGUAACUUUAAAAUUGUGUAUAUAUUUCACUGUAUAAAAGACCUGCAAGGUUUACAUUGUAACACAAAGAAUUUUUUAUAUUUACAUUUAAAUUUAUUUAAAUGCCUUCUUCCAAAAGAAAACCGUUCUUUUAAAGCAUUGUAUGUCUUCCAGAAUACUAAAUGUUAUCACUGCCCUCUGUAAGUUUUUGAUCUUUAGCCAAAAUCACAAAGAGUUUUCAUUCUAUUUCACUGUUACCUUGAACAUUAUGAAAUAAGACCUUGUGUGCCAUCAUGCUUUCUCUUUGUUAUAACAUGUUAGUAACAGGUUAACAAAAAGCCUAAUUUAAAACCAACUGGCCUUGUUCCCCAUUCCAUAUCACCCUCAGUUACCAUUCCAUUGUUAUAUCAUCCUAGACAAUUACAUUAUAAAUUUAUUUACAUUCUUUGUUAAGUUUUAGAAAUAUUUAUUGUUAUAACUUGUUAUAUGAAGACAUCAUGCAAAUCUGAUGUUAGAUUUUUUAACUUUUAGGAUCAACAUAUUGCUGAUCUCUAAAACCAGUGGUGUCCUCUGUUAUGUAGUUAUUUGGACACAAGC
This is a messenger RNA of Saccostrea echinata, 1998 nucleotides long. RefSeq lists its product as uncharacterized. The record is from RefSeq and is a predicted model, not a curated record. Gene Ontology annotation, biological process: regulation of apoptotic process. The transcript is spliced from 2 exons. Bases 71 to 1084 code for a protein of 337 amino acids. Lineage: Eukaryota; Metazoa; Mollusca; Bivalvia; Ostreida; Ostreidae.